Messenger RNA from Humulus lupulus (European hop), 1972 nucleotides. RefSeq lists its product as uncharacterized. The record is from RefSeq and is a predicted model, not a curated record. The coding region runs from base 535 to 1620 and encodes 361 amino acids. The transcript has 5 exons. NCBI's taxonomy places the organism in Eukaryota, Viridiplantae, Streptophyta, Magnoliopsida, Rosales, Cannabaceae.
GUCAGUGGAGGGUGUCCGUCGUAGGUUUAUCCCUUGCUGGCAGUCACCUAGUUUCCAAUAUAUUUGUUUUAAAUAUUUAUUUUCUUUAUCUACCUUCUUUGUUCAUCGUCUUUCGUUUUUCAUAUAACAAAUAAUAUUUGGAUCGACACCUCGAUACUUCUUAAUCCUUUCUGUGGCUGACUACCCAUUAUAUCUUCACACUCUUUCAUUCUUGCAAAUCCAGUUAUUUUUCAUAUAUAUAUAUAUAUAUUUAUAUAAAUUCGUUUUUUUUUCUUCCGUUUCUAUUGGUUCAACAACAUUUGAUUUUUCAGAUCUAAAUAUAUACAGGGCUAUACUUAUUUCUGCAGAAAAGUCUUAAUUUUUUUCUCUUCAAAAUUCUGUAAUGGACCGUUAUCCGUAUGUAAGAAUUUGAGGUCCCAAAGGUGGAUUUACAUAAAUAAUAUAUUUAUAGCUUCUGGGUUCUUUCACAACCAUUUUUUUUCUUACCUCUGUUGGAGCAAUCUUCGUUUAUAGAUUUCUGGAUUUGUCAUCAGAAUGGUUACGGUGAAUCUGGGAUUGCUUCAUUAUGUGUUGGACCAUGUUUAUGGUGCAUUUAUGCACAGAACAAAGUUAACCCCACCAUUUUUUUCUGGAGGGUGGGGUGGUUCAAAGCUUGAGCUGCUAGAGAGGAUGAUUACGCAGUUGUUUCCAGACAUGGCUGGCCAGAAUUGGCCUCCAACUUCCAUUCAACCCAUUUGGAGAACAGUCUGGGAGAGCAGGACGGCUUGUUUAAGGGAAGGGGUCUUUAGGACUUCAUGUGAUGAGCAACUGCUUAGUGCAUUGCCUCCUGAGUGUCACAAUGCAAGAGUUGCUUUUCUCACCCCAAAAGGAGUUCCACCUCAGAAGAUGGCCUGUGUCGUUCACCUUGCAGGAACUGGAGAUCAUACAUUUGAAAGGAGGUUACGUCUUGGAGGGCCAUUGUUGAAGGAAAAUAUUGCAACUAUGGUACUUGAGAGCCCCUUUUAUGGACAAAGACGUCCUUCGCUGCAGCGUGGUGCAAGACUCUUGUGUGUUAGUGACCUACUUUUAUUAGGAAGUGCAACCAUUGGAGAAGCACGCAGUCUCUUACAUUGGUUAGACUCAGAAGAAGGAAUUGGCAAGAUGGGUGUUUGUGGACUCAGUAUGGGAGGAGUUCAUGCUGCAAUGGUUGGAUCACUGCACCCUACACCUGUUGCAACCCUUCCUUUUCUCUCUCCACACUCUGCUGUUGUGGCAUUCUGUGAGGGAAUACUAAAGCAUGCGACUGCAUGGGAAGCACUGAGAGAGGAACUUGCAGCACAGCAUGCUGCAAUGACUCUUGAGGAGGUCAGAGAAAAAAUGCGAAAUGUUUUGUCUCUCACAGAUGUCACCCGCUUUCCAAUACCCAAAAAUCCCAAUGCUGUAAUAUUUGUUGCUGCGACUGAUGACGGGUACAUUCCAAAACACUCUGUUAUGGAGCUUCAAAAGGCUUGGCCCGGUUCAGAAGUGAGAUGGGUCACAGGUGGCCAUGUCUCAUCUUUCCUUCUCCACAAUGGUGAGUUUCGUAGAGCCAUUGUUGACGGGCUGAAUAGAUUACAAUGGAAGGAAGAGUCUUCAUUGUGACAGUCAUUGCAUGAUAUAACCGACUGCAUAAUUAUUCGUUGUCAUGGUAAUCUUUUGACCUAUAAUUUCUCCAAGCUUGUAUAAUGGUCUUCUAACAUGUGAGAGCACCGCAUUAAAGAAUAACAGGCAAAGAAAGAAAAAAUGUGUACUGUGAAUUAUCAGUCCUUUUAAUAUUGUGUUUUUAUAACAAGGCUUCCCGAUUUUAGGAGAGACAUUUCUCUCACUUCUAUUGGAAUGGCAAUGAACAUGAUCAAUGAUUAUUGAUCACUAGUUUGGUUUGUGGUCUAGUUCAAUGUAGUGAAUAUUCAUUGUUCAAUAUUUUAUUAAAUGUCAAUGUCUAUCUUCAUAUUUA